AUGGCGUCUCAAAACCCAAAUCCCACUCGAACCCCGAUGUACCCCAAAGUCAACGACUCCAAUUACCAAACAAUUAAUCCUCCAAAUCCCUCCUCUACAGCCCUCUACCCCACCAUCGACCCCGUGGAGAACCUCUUCCCUGACAACUACGAAACUCACCCAGCUUCCCCAUCCGCCCCUCUCGAAUCCAUUGAGGAGGCCUACCUCACAAUCCCUGGCGCAAUCCUCCAUUUGAUCGACCAGCAUUACUCCGUUGAGCUUGCUUCAGGCGAACUCCAAAUCAUCCUCCUUUAUCAGGGGGAUAACACCGUCGCUGCCCUUGCGCGUGUCGCGGAUGAGACCCAAUGGCCCUUGACGAAAGACCUUGCAGCUGUUAAGCUUGAUCAAUCCCAUUACUUCUUCUCCUUCCAACCCCCUAAGGAAACUGAGAAUUCUGACUCCAGCGAUGAUGACGGAAAAGAGAAAAAGAAGAAGAAGAAGAAGAAGAAGAAUAAAAAGAAGACUAAAAAGAAUAAAAAGGAAGAGAUGAAUAUGGAAAAUGAGGUGUUGAGUUACGGGUUAACGAUAGUGUCUAAAGGGCAGGAGGGGGUCUUGAAGGAGUUGGAUCGAGUUUUGGAGACUUACUGUAACUUUUCAGUUCGGAGGGUGGAGGAGAAAGAGAUGAUAGCGGAGGCAGGGGCAGUGGCAAGGGAAAUUACAGCAGGGGAGUUGAAUACAGACAAGAAGAAGAUGGAGGCGGUGGAAGGGCAGUGCGCAGCCUACUGGACGACGCUGGCACCUAAUGUGGAGGAGUACAGUGGGAAGGCAGCUAGGCUGAUUGCGGCAGGGUCAGGGCAUCUGGUUAAGGGUAUAUUGUGGUGUGGAGAUGUGACUGUAGAUCGGUUGAAGUCGGGGGAUGAGAUAUUGAAGAAGAGGAUGACUCCAGGGGACAAUGCAGAGAUUGAUCCUAAGACCUUAGAGAGAAUUAAGAGGGUUAAGAAGGUGACAAAGAUGACCGAGAAAGUAGCAGUCGGGGUACUUUCAGGAGUUGUGAAAGUUACGGGUUUCUUAACUGGUUCUGUUGCAAAUUCUAAAGUAGGAAAGAAGUUCUUUGGUCUCCUGCCAGGAGAAAUUGUCCUUGCAUCUCUGGAUGGAUUUAGCAAAAUCUGUGAUGCUGUUGAAGUAGCUGGAAAGAAUGUGAUGUCAACCUCUUCCACUGUGACGACUGGACUUGUCUCCCAUAGGUAUGGAAAAGAGGCAGGUGAGGUAGCAAGUGAAGGACUGGAUGCUGCAGGACAUGCUGUGGGAACUGCAUGGACUGUUUUUAAGAUCAGGAAGGCCUUCAAUCCAAAAAGUGUUCUAAAGCCCUCUACCCUGGCUAAAUCUGCUGUCAAGACUGCUGCAGCUGAAAAGAAGGGAAAAAGUUCCAAGUAA
This is a messenger RNA of Fraxinus pennsylvanica, 1413 nucleotides long. NCBI's taxonomy places the organism in Eukaryota, Viridiplantae, Streptophyta, Magnoliopsida, Lamiales, Oleaceae. The record is from the annotation of a GenBank genome assembly.